Cucurbita maxima (winter squash) is the source of this 1050-nucleotide messenger RNA. RefSeq lists its product as uncharacterized. The record is from RefSeq and is a predicted model, not a curated record. Lineage: Eukaryota; Viridiplantae; Streptophyta; Magnoliopsida; Cucurbitales; Cucurbitaceae. The coding region runs from base 428 to 874 and encodes 148 amino acids. The transcript has 2 exons.
GGAAGCCCAUUUUGACAGGUGAUGAAGCCUUCUUCGUCUUUCUUCUCUGUUCUCUCAACUUUCCGGUUUCAGUGAGAGGCAAAUAGGAGCAAUUGAGGCUCUGAAAUGUAUGUGAUAUUUUGGAAUCUGCUCAUCGAAGGCGAGAAAGUGACGGUGAGAGAGUGGGAGAAGGAGAGAUAAAGAAAGAAAAGAUCCGAUUCAGUAUCAAAUCAUCAAAUUCAAAUCCAUUCACAUCUUUUAUCCAAAUCAAAUCAACUUUUUCUCGGAAUUCCAUACCUUCUUCAUUAAUAUUGUCGAGAAUAUUACGGAAGAGAUCAGAAAAAACGAUCCGAAACAUCCAGAGAGAAAAUUCCAGAUACCGUCCGGAUCUUGUUUGGAUUCUGAACUUUUGCAGUCAUUGGAGCAGAGCUUGUUGGAGAAGACAACAAUGGCGGCGAAAGUGACGAAGGCGAUCUCCGGCAUCGAGCAGAUGGCUCUGGUGACGCAACACAACGCGCAAGUAAUCGACGUGGAGUCUGUAAAAUGCGAGUGCUGUGGAUUGACGGAGGAGUGUACCCCAGCGUACAUCGGCCGUGUGCGCGAGCGGUAUGAAGGGCGUUGGAUUUGUGGACUCUGUGCGGAGGCUGUGAAAGACGAGUCUCUCAGAUCUCAGAGCAAUAUCACCACCGGUGAAGCCGUGAAGAGGCACAUGAAGUUUCACAAAGCAUUCAAAUCUUCAAUUCCUCCUCUGAAUCCGACUGAGGAUUUGAUUUCGGCUAUGAAACAGCUUCUCCGGCGAUCACUCGACUCUCCAAAGAAGGACGCUUCGCGAUCGCUUGGCCGUUCCAAUAGCUGUUUCUCCGCCAUGCCGGGACGGCGAAGUCAUUAUGAUUAGACGCUGGCUGCCGUUCACGGCGAAAAAAGAGCGCCAUAUCUCGUGGAUGUUAGCCUAAAUUUCAGUUGUAAAAUUUUUUGUUAGCGGUUUUUAAUAUCUUGGAAUCCGGAGAAAAUUCUCCUAUUAACUAGGGACCUUGAACGAUAAUUGAAUUUUUGCACUUGCAUGGCUACAGA